ACAGUGUGUCGAAAAAAUUCUUGAAAAAAAGUCAUAGUAUAGUAUGUCAAAAAAAUAAAAAAAGUCAUAGUAUAGUAUGUCGAAACAAAUAAACGCACAUCUUGAAAUGUUUUACUUGUAAACUGACAACUGAGUGUCUACCAUAGUGGAAAAUGAAGCAGUAGGCCAAAGCUCUAUAUUGCUUUUAAAAUGAAUAACUUAUGGACUGUUCACCAUAGAUUUAAUACAGUGUAUUUCUUUUCCAGAGAUUGUAGCAAUGUCAUGCUGUUGUAAGCCCUCACAUCUAGGUGAUGGGGAAAACGAAACUUAAAGGUUGUGUCAGUCAAAGCAGCUAAAAUGUGUCUUUAACUUCCGGUAAUCACCUUCAAAAUAAAGUGAUUAUUCGUGUGUUAAAAUCUGGACCAAAAGUGUAAAUUUAAUUAAGCUAAAAGUAUCCUAGUAUUCACUCAAACACACAAUAGUUUGGGAAUGCAAUAUUAAUUGUAUUUUAUUGGUGCACAUUUUUCUUGGAGCUAUGAGAAUAAGACCAUCAGUUGUAGCCUAGUAAUAAAAAAAAAAAAUUGGCUACAUUACAGAAAUACACCAGUCAUCUGUUUCUUACGAAGGAGAACUUAUUGGAUUUGAUUGUCGGUAAGAAAAUACAUAAUAAUGCUUUCCUCCUAAAAACAAAACAAACAAAGCAGUCUAACAAGAUAAGGGUGUGGUCAGGAACAGAAUUUGACCCUGGCAAUAGAAAUGUUCAGUAAAGAUGUUAAAACGUUUGUUAAAGUUUGUAGUAUUCGUGUCAUCCUGUUAAACAUCCAAAAUGUCCACACUAAUAAAUUACACUUUUUUAGAAGAUUGAGUUUUUUACUCUUUUAUUUUGAAGGCUACAUCCGGUCUUAUUCAGGCUGAAUGUGUGUCUGCAUCAUCACCUUCAUCACCUUCAUCAUCUUCAUCUUCCCGGAAAGCUGCUUCUUCCUGACUGCGUUCAGAGACACUUUGAAGACUCUAGACAGGAACUUCAGCAGAACAACUACUAUCUAUCAUGAACUCCAUGCUAACCAGGAGCCAGCAGAGAACUAUCUGCUCCCAGCUGGGAACUGUCAAACUCAAGCUGCUGUACAAGGCCAGCAUCCAUGGUUUCACCAGCAAAGCCUUCCACAAACAAUGUGACAACUGCGCUCCCACCGUGUCUGUUGGCUACAACGCCACCGAUUAUGUGUUUGGAGGCUACACCCAACAACCCUUCAGUCAGUCUGGGCAGUACGUGCAGGAUGACCAGGCCUUUCUUUUCACAUUUAGUGGAGAAAAGCUCCUCAAAUAUCCGGUCACAACUCCUGCUAAUGCAGUGAGAAUGAUAAGUAACUCUGGUCCAUAUUUUGGAGAAGACUUUGUCCUUGUCAAUGGAAGCAAAGCAGUAGUGUAUAGCGGUCCAGGAAAUUAUUACAACUUUACUGCUGCAGAAAUGCAUGGCAACGACCUCGACCUGACUGAGUGUGAAGUCUAUGAAGUGGAAGCAAACCCAGAAUUUGAGAAGCCGUGGAGGCCGGUGGUCUGGGAAAAUGAGAAGAGGACAGAGCUGAUGGAGACUAUUAAGCUCUACUGCCCCACAGUCAGCUCUGUGUCCCAGGUUCGGGUCCUGCUCAUUGGACCAGUUGGAGCUGGAAAGUCCAGCUUCUUCAAUUCUAUCAACUCUGUAUUCAGAGGCCACGUCAGCAACCAGGCUUUCGCUGGCUCCUCUACCACCAGCAUCACCACACAGUUUCGCACCUACUCAGUGAAAGCUGGACUAGAAGGAAAGCCUCUGCCAAUCAUCUUGUGUGAUACCAUGGGAUUGGAAGAAAGCGUGGGGGCGGGGCUUGACAUGGAUGACAUCAUCAGCAUCCUCAAAGGUCACGUACCAGACACCUAUCAGUUCAACGCCUCUGCUCCUCUGCAUUCGGAGGCCAGCGGCUAUCGUAAGUCUCCAGACCUCAAGGACAAGAUCCACUGUGUGGUCUACGUCAUCGAUGCCUGCAAGGUCUCCAUCAUGUCCACAAAACUGGAGAUGAAGCUGGAAACUAUCCGCAGAAAGGUCAACUCAAUGGGGAUUCCUCAGCUCGUCCUGAUGACUAAGGUGGAUGAAGCCUGCCCUUUAGUUUCACAGGACAUUCGGAACAUCUAUAAGAGCCGCUACAUCGAGGAAUUGAUGCAGGAGGUCAGCGCUCGGCUCCGUGUGUCAAUGUCCUGUGUUGUUCCGGUGAAAAACUACAGCAAAGAGUUUGAGUUGGACGUGAACUGCGACAUCCUGCUGCUCACCGCCAUCAUCCAGAUGCUUCGCUCCGCUGACAGUUACUUCGAUGAACUCAGUGACCGAUUCAGUAAAACCAGUCUUUGAAACCAACAGUGAUAAAACCAAACUGCCAUGAAUGUUUUCAGGCAAGUCAUUCCAGUGCCUAUUUUUUUCCAUCAAGCUUUGAAGUAACUAGCUUUAUCUUAAAGUUAUGGUUGGUAAUGCUGAGAAAAUUAGCAUGAGUACGCUAGAUUUAAAAAAUGAUUUCCCUAAAUCUAGCGAGAAAGUUGCCAAGACACAAGGCUCUCAUCUAGGAGACCGCUGUUCGUGUCCCGUGCGUCAAGUUUCACUACACAAUCAGCUGAUAAUCGUAGUUAUUUUAAGCCCAAGCAUGAUGUUUUUUACUAAACCUAACUAAAUGGUUUUGUUGCCUAAACCUAAGCAAGUGUUUGGUUAAUUCACAACAUUAAGCACAUGUUUACUGCGACCGAAAAGUGACGCCUGAGGCCUGUGCUACGAAGCAGGAUUUGGAGUUAGCGAGGUAACUUCAGGUUUAACCCUGAGUUUUCAGUCCUACUACAGUGUUCACUUCUUACCGGGUAGAUCGCCAUGGUAACAUAUGCCGAACACCUAACCUGCUUAGGUUAUGUUCGAGAUAAGAGAUCAACUCGUAUAGCACCGCCUACUGACCAAUCAGAGGCUAAAAGCUACACAGUUUGAACUGAAAGAUGCAGGAAGGACAGCUGCCGCUCUGCUGACAGUAGACUCGUAUGUUUUAAACACCACCCCUUUUAUUGUUUACCCAGAUUGAGAAACCCUGGGUUGAUUUACCGAGUUGAUAACCACCGUCGUAGGACUGUUUAGCGGGAUAUCGGAAGAUACCCUGGAUAUGUUGAACUCGCUUCGUAGUACAGGCCUCUGGUCUGACAAACCAUCAGUAUGUGACGAGUUGGAAUGAGAACGUGUUGGACAGCCCGUCCCUUCAGGCCUCCCUCCAAAGCCACUCCCCCAAAAUGAUCAUGAUGAACGUAAACCACGAACAUGGCUAUUGUGGCUAUAGCCCGUCCAAUAAUUACAUUUGGGAUGACUGGAAUGAUUGGACGGGUUUAUUACAGUCCUGCGACAGCCACAGAUUUUUGUAGUCCUUUUUUGAUUAUUGAUUGCUGUAAGGAUGUUAAGAGAAUUUCAAUGUAUAACAAAAAUGUUUUUGAAGAGCACUACCAACCCUAGCUCUUAACAGUAUUUGAUGUCAGGGAAAUAACUUCCCAGUUUCUCAGAUGUGUGCAGAUAAGAUCAUGUUUAUUGUUAUGUUGCAUGUUAGCUUGUGCUUCCAGUUGUGUCACUGACAAUAAGGACAGGAUGUCAUGAAGAAUUAUCAUUCCUAAAAUGAAUAAUUACUGUCAGUAUUUUGUUAAAUAAAAGCUCAAAGUGCAUGAA
Sebastes umbrosus (honeycomb rockfish) is the source of this 3691-nucleotide messenger RNA. RefSeq names its product interferon-induced protein 44-like. NCBI's taxonomy places the organism in Eukaryota, Metazoa, Chordata, Actinopteri, Perciformes, Sebastidae. Gene Ontology annotation, molecular function: GTP binding. The coding region runs from base 1028 to 2359 and encodes 443 amino acids. The record is from RefSeq and is a predicted model, not a curated record. The transcript has 8 exons.